AUGUCGCCUGAUGCUGGUGACAGGGGCUGUUCCUGCCCACAGCAGCUCACCGCUGCAGCCUCUGCUGACAGGGGACGUGUGGGACAGUGGGAUGCUGAGAAGACCCCGGGCUACUGGAAUAAAGGUGCCAGGAGGAGGCUGGAGUUGGCCCUGGCCUUGCAGCCAGUAGCACAGCGGGCCAAAAACAUCAUCCUCUUCAUGGGUGACGGCAUGGGGCUGUCCACCAUGUCAGCAGCUCGGAUCUACAAGGGGCAGCUGGCCGGUGGCUCGGGCGAGGAGAGCGUCUUGGCCAUGGAGACCUUUCCCCACAUGGCCCUGGCCAAGACCUACACCAUCGACCGGCAGGUGCCCGACAGCGCUGGCACGGGCACCGCUUACCUCUGUGGGGUGAAGGCCAACGCCAAGACUCUGGGCCUGAGCGGGGCAGCCAUCUAUGGAAAAUGCCACACCACCUUUGGCAACGAGGUGGACUCCGUCUUGCACCGGGCCAGGCUGGCGGGCAAGUCUGUGGGCAUCGUGACGACCACGCGGGUGCAGCACGCGUCCCCCGGGGCAGCCUACGCGCACUCAGCCAGCCGGAGCUGGUACGCUGACGCCAACAUGCCCAAGGAGGCCCUGCAGGACGGCUGCAAGGACAUCGCCUACCAGCUGGUGCACAACACUGACAUCAAUGUGAUCCUGGGCGGCGGGAGGAUGUACAUGACCCCCAGGCAGACUCCAGACCCCGAGUACCCAGAGGACCCGGACCAAAAUGGCACCAGGAAGGACGGCCGGGACUUGAUUGCUGAGUGGCUGAGUGCCAAGCAGGGUGCCCGCUAUGUCUGGGACAAGAAGGGCCUGGAUGCUGUCAAAGAUGACUCUGUGAGCCACCUUAUGGGCCUCUUCGAGCCCAAGGACAUGAAGUAUGAGCUGAACCGCAACACAUCCACAGACCCCUCCAUCGUGGAGAUGAUGGAGAAGGCCAUCCGCAUCCUGCGCAGGAACCCCAAGGGCUUCUUCCUCUUUGUGGAAGAUGACCACAUUCCCCAUGCAGGUGGCAGAAUCGACCAUGGCCACCACAGUGGCCGAGCCAAGCAGGCGCUGAUGGAGGCUGUGAUGCUGGACCGGGCGGUGGCACGGGCAGGAGAGCUCACCUCCCCUGCUGACACCCUGACCGUGGUGACGGCCGAUCACUCCCAUGUCUUCACUUUUGGGGGCAGCACACCACGGGGCAACUCCAUCUUUGGGCUGGCCCCCAGGAAAGCCAAGGACAAGCGAGCCUACACCAGCAUCCUCUAUGGCAAUGGUCCAGGCUACAGCAUCCGUGAUGGGGCCCGUCCAGCUGCCAGCCUCCCUGCUAGGACAAGGACUACAGACAGCAGGCAGCUGUGCCCCUGGAGACAGAGACUCACAGUGGGGAAGACGUGGUGGUGCUGGCCCAGGGCCCCAUGGCCCACCUGUUCCACGGGGUGCAGGAGCAGCACUACAUCGCCCAUGCCAUGGCCUACGCUGCCUGCCUCGAGCCCUAUGCCACAGAGCCCGGGGAGGGGCUGA
This is a messenger RNA of Agelaius phoeniceus (red-winged blackbird), 1533 nucleotides long. Lineage: Eukaryota; Metazoa; Chordata; Aves; Passeriformes; Icteridae. The record is from RefSeq and is a predicted model, not a curated record.